This is a messenger RNA of Spea bombifrons (plains spadefoot toad), 1273 nucleotides long. RefSeq names its product SAP30 binding protein (gene SAP30BP). NCBI's taxonomy places the organism in Eukaryota, Metazoa, Chordata, Amphibia, Anura, Pelobatidae. The transcript has 11 exons. Gene Ontology annotation, biological process: regulation of DNA-templated transcription. The record is from RefSeq and is a predicted model, not a curated record. Bases 69 to 977 code for a protein of 302 amino acids. Gene Ontology annotation, cellular component: nucleus.
GAGUUGCCGUGGCGUAUUAGCGCCUUCCUUUCGGCCACGGUUGCUACGUCACAUGAGCGACGGGAGAGAUGGCGGCGAGCAGGAAGAAUGUGUUAUCCUCUCUGGCGGUGUACGCGGGGGACUCCGAGCCUGAACUGGACAGCGACAGUGACGGGGACACCGAAGAUGACAAAGGUGGCCUGGUGUCCAGAGCAUAUGGCGACCUCUCAAGGGUUGAAGAGGAUAGGUCUAACAAGGAGGAUGACGAUGACACCAGCCGGCAGUCAGAAGAGGAAGACUCUGAGACAGAGAAUCAGGAGGCUGAUGAAACCAAGGAACAAUCGGAGCUGGAGAUGAAAGACCCUCAAGAGCUUGUUGCGUCUUUCUCCGAGAGAGUGCGGAAUAUGUCUCCAGAUGAUAUCCGAAUUCCACCGGAACCCGCGGGCCGCUGCUCUAACCACCUGCAGGAAAAGAUACACAGACUGUAUGAGCGAAAGCUAAAAGAAGGCACAGACAUGAAUCACAUUAUUCAGAAGAAAAAAGAGUUCCGCAACCCCAGCAUCUACGAGAAACUCAUCCAGUUCUGUUCCAUUGAUGAACUAGGCACUAAUUACCCCAAGGAUAUGUUUGACCCUCACGGCUGGUCAGAAGACUCUUACUAUGAGUCACUGGCUAAGGCCCAGAAGAUAGAAAUGGACAAGCUUGAAAAAGCAAAAAAGGAACGCACCAAGAUUGAAUUUGUGACGGGCACUAAAAAAGGCACCACGACCAGUGCACCCACAGGAACCACCAGCACCACAACAGCCGCCACUACAGAUGCUCAGAAAAGGAAGAGCAAAUGGGACUCUGCCAUACCGAUAACCACCAUUGCCCAACCUACUAUCCUUACCACCACUGCCACGCUGCCCUCUGUUGUAACAGUAACCACCAGUGCCAGCGGAUCAAAAACAACAGUCAUCUCUGCUGUUGGCACAAUUGUGAAGAAGGCCAAGCAAUGAGGGAGAAGAAGGGCCAUUGAAUGAACAUUGAUUGUAAGCAAAAGCCUGGAAUUAUUCACUUUUGUUGCUGGCUUCGACUAUUUAAAGGACCCCUGGGCAACAACCAACAGCUUGAUGCGCAUAACCGAGGCAGAAUAAAAUAUUGAUUCAAUUGUAAACCUGUGGGCAAAACUGUUUUGGACGCUGUGGGGGACUGUGGGUGGUAUUUAAACAGCAGUUGCCCUGCAUUUUUCCCUCUUUUAUUGCUUUGACAUAUUUUUAAUUUUUGCUAUUAAAAAAUAUAACACCAGUGUUGA